ACGAGAAUACUAAUUACUCACAUGAGUAGUCUCACAGAGAAGGAGACGAAGCUGAAGGAGUUGGACAAGAGCGAUGCAGCCGGUGGGCCAGAUACGAAUUACCGGCUGAAAACAAGAUGGCACAAAGAAGGACUCGACACUACAAGGAGAGAACUGGAAAGUGAUAUCGAAGAGGAGCUACUUAAAUAUACUACCCUCCUUGAAAAGUUCGCCUUCGUCAAGUCCUUGAGCCCCACACCAACAAGAGACCACAACAGCGUGUUCAAAUGGAUUUGGUCCAACAACCCUGUAGAUCCAGGCGAAGAUGAUUGGAUAUUUCAUGCCGACGACUUCGCCUCUAUCGUCACUCCUCGGCGAAACCGUUUUGAGAGUUUCAUUCUCAGUCACCUUGACGGAUGGCCGAAUUCCUGGUUCAAGAAAAUGCUCCAAACCAGCAAACAGCUCUCCCAAACCAAGGAUACAGCCGUGAAGUACUACUGCAAAGCCCGCAUCAAUAUUCUCGCACGACUCAUCGCUGUAUUCCUUGCAGUAAUCAUCCUCUUCAUUCCUGUCAUUCUCUUUUUCUUAACGCCGAUGAGCAGGGUAUGGAUGGCGGUUGUUGUUCUGGCGUUUGUUUUCAUCUUCUCGGUUAUGAUUUCAUGUGUUACAGAUGCGGGGGAUAAGGAGAUCUUCAUUGGAACUGCAACGUAUUGUGCUGUUUUGGUCACUUUCUUGGGGAACCUGCAGGGCCCGACGAAGUGAUGUUUGUUCGGAUUCUUAUGAAUUGUUCGGCAAGCUCAUUCAG
Messenger RNA from Mollisia scopiformis, 784 nucleotides. RefSeq lists its product as uncharacterized. Lineage: Eukaryota; Fungi; Ascomycota; Leotiomycetes; Helotiales; Mollisiaceae. The transcript has 3 exons. The record is from RefSeq and is a predicted model, not a curated record. The coding region runs from base 22 to 741 and encodes 239 amino acids.